AUGUUCUCCCACAGUGCGCUAACUAGAGCCUUCGUCGGGCCUGUCGGGCAUCUGCGCAGCACCACGAUCACAUCCCAACUUCCCACCAAACUGAAUCUGAACCUACGCACCAUCACAGCCACAACAAAUACUGCUGCAAAUGCAACGGCAAACAUUCCAUCUACUACUACCACCACGUCACCACCCCGAACCCCAACCACCCCCGAGCUCUUCGAAACCAAAAAACCAAUUCCGCCGACAUUCACGACACCGCUUCAAGUCAGUCGAUCACUGUUUGAAAAGCUGCCGCAUCUGACGGGCCAACGGCCGCACUAUAUCACGGCGCACGUGCACGACCGACCGUACCUCCUCACGGUGGGCGAUCAGCUCCGGCUGCCUUUUUUGAUGCCCAAAGUGAAACCAGGGGACGUGGUGCGGUUGAACCGGGCGAGUGUGUUGGGGUCGCGCGAAUUCACGAUGCGAGGGGCACCGUAUCUCGAUGAACGGCUGUUUGAGUGUCGGGUAAGAGUGAUGGGUACCGAGGCGGAGCCUUUGAGGAUCAAGGAGAAGACGAAGAGGAGACAACGUCAUGUGCGUAAGGUCAUGAGUAAGCAUCGGUAUACGAUUCUCAAGGUUAUGGAUGUGAAGGUAAAGACGACAGAGGAGUUGUUGAGUGAAGGCGCGGUGGUCGUUGAGGAUGCGGGGUUGAAUAAGGAUGUUUAG
This is a messenger RNA of Aspergillus tanneri, 702 nucleotides long. Its product is annotated as mitochondrial 54S ribosomal protein bL21m. Gene Ontology annotation, cellular component: mitochondrial large ribosomal subunit; ribosome. Gene Ontology annotation, molecular function: structural constituent of ribosome. The record is from RefSeq and is a predicted model, not a curated record. The transcript has a single exon. Lineage: Eukaryota; Fungi; Ascomycota; Eurotiomycetes; Eurotiales; Aspergillaceae. The coding region runs from base 1 to 702 and encodes 233 amino acids.